AUGGCAACAAUAAGAGAAUCGGAGGAGAGUGAUGUCGAAUCGGACGUCGCCAAGAUUCUAGACCCAGACGAAUCGUUCAUCGCCAAUCAGACCUUCGAAGACGGAUCUUUUUCUGUUGCCAAGAUUCUAGACCCAGACGAAUCGUUCAUCGCCAAUAAGACCUUCGAAGACGAAUCUUUUGCGGCGAAUGAAUCUUUCAUUGCCAAUGAUUCUUUCAUGGCCAAUCAGACCGGUGAGACCGUUGAAGACAAGUCUUUUGUUGGCAAUGAGACAGUUCAGAACAAAAUCAAGCAGCAGUCCUCUCAAACUCGAAUUUGGAUAAAGCUCAAACCUCCCUGCCCACCAGCGCCGGCGAUCCCAGCUACCUCCAAAAGCAAAAGACCUACGAGGCGAUCAAACAGGAAAAUAUAG
Molecule: messenger RNA, 411 nt
Organism: Puccinia triticina
Lineage: Eukaryota; Fungi; Basidiomycota; Pucciniomycetes; Pucciniales; Pucciniaceae
Exons: 1
Coding region: 1-411 (136 amino acids)
Source: RefSeq, a predicted model, not a curated record